GACCUUCUCUAAUGACGUCAUAGAGGCGCGACAGGCCUCAGCAUACAGCGUUCUGCCGAGUUCUGGACAGAAGCGCGAAAUGGGUGAGUCGCAGCUGGGGGCCAUGGUAUCAAAGUCUUUAAACAUUACAUUACGGACCUGAAUAUCGCCAUUAAAGACCACCAGCACGUUUCACCCACAGAGCCACAGUGUUUGCAAGAGUACGUCUUUUACCGACGCCCAUUGCUAGUUUCAAAGCUAACGGGUGGAUGUUAGCUAACCGAGUCAGGCCCAGCAAAGAGUCGCGUCCCCAGUUGAUUGUUUUGGUCAUUCACGGCCGUUUAUUAACAGCGAAUGAGGCAGAUGUGAUUAGUGUCACGUGACUCAUUGCUCGAAUAUUUCCCAGAAAUUAAAUUUCCAUUAAUUUAUGCAGUUUGUUAAAACGUUCAAUCUAAGCGAAGCAAGUAAUCGAUAGCUAACUGAAUUAAAGCUAGCUAGCAACCUUACAAUCAUGACUUCCAGGAGAGCAGGAUAUGCUGGCAGCAUGGAUUCUUCUCCCUCAAAUUCUGGAAACCGUAAACAAAGUAUAAUCAACAUUCCCGAUAGGACUGUGGUAGAUUCUUGUUAUGAUCGCAAAGCUGAUAAGCCCGGAUACGGAGCAUCGCAGGGCAGCAUCACCAUAACGUCCCUGAAAUCUCGUCUCGCCCCGACCAUUCAAACGGCCAUGUCCGCUGCCGUUGAUACUCUGCUCGGUGAAGUGGUGCUCGUGCUCAACGAGACUCAACAAGAGUUGCUGCACAAGGAACAGGAGAACGAAAGACUUAAAGUCCGUCUCGAAGUGUCAGAGAGGGAGCUGAAGACGUUACAGGAGUGUCUGUGCAGUGCUCAGAAGCUCAUUGACCAGCUGCAGAUCUCCUACACCGGCACCCAGUCCAUCAGCCAGUCCGUCUUCGCCCCGUCGCUGUCUUCCAUAGCUUCGAUGACUUCGGAAUUGGAGCGGGACCACCAGAACAGCCGGAAUGUCAACGGAGCCGGCGUCGACCUGGGUCUCAGUGGCUCUGUGGACGAUUCGCUUCACGGGUUUGAGCCGAGGGAUGACUACAAAAUGUGCCAGCUUUCAAUCCAACCCGACGGCUCUGUGACCAACCACGCUCUGGACUCCUUCGCUUCCAACACAUCACACAUGUGCUCCGAUUCCGGCAGGCCAGAUGAGAGGGAGUCUCGGGCAUCUGGGUUCGACAUUAAAGAGGAGCAGGGACCCACUUCAGGCUCCUGUCAGCCCAGCAGGAAGGAGCCGGGGCUGCGUAAUGACAACAGAGCCGGGGAGGGGGACCUCGGCUACGGUCAAGUUGGAGGAGAGGGAGUCUCCCAGCGUUCCUUUACUCACCCGCUUCGUCACCAAAGACCUGUGCGAGAAUGCGCCAGUGCCUUGCAGCAGGGAGGACUCGAUGGACAGAAACAACUGGCCAGGACUGCUGGGGGCGGCAGAGUGGACAGCGUUUCACCGGGCAGGGCCGACGACUCUGCAGGGCCUUCGGCCACCGACACAACUGGGGAGCCUUCAUUGGAUCGGCCCCACCACUGCUUGGAGUGUGGAAAGACCUUCCGUCUGAUCUCCAGCUUGAAGAAGCACAUCCGCAUCCACACAGGUGAGAAGCCUUACCCGUGCACCGUCUGUGGCCGGCGCUUCCGCGAGUCCGGGGCGCUUAAAACCCACCUGCGCAUACACACGGGCGAGAAGCCGUACUCUUGCUCCGAGUGCGGAAACUGCUUCCGCCACUUGGACGGUUUGCGCAAACACAGGCGCACACACACCGGAGAGAAACCCUACGUGUGUGCCAUCUGCGGGAAGCGCCUGAGCCGCCUGCAGCACCUCAAACACCACCAGCUCAUCCACACCGGCGAGAGGCCGUGCUGCUGCCCGUUCUGCAACCGCAGCUUCAAGGAGCCCGCGGCGCUGCGGAAGCACAUCCGCACGCACAGAGAGGAAGGCGGUCACAUGGGGAUCGGCGUGAGCGAGGACACAGACCCAGACGCCUUGGAUGACAUUAACAACCUCCACCCGGCAGCUCCGUCCCCUCAGAUGAGGUUUGGGGACUGGGGCCCGGAGGAGGAUGACAGCUCGGCUGUGGACUGUGUGUAGGGCUCGAUUCAGGAGAAACCAUCACCAGAAACCAUGGAAUACGGUGGAUAAGGUCUUCUCUGUUACUUGCUGUUGAAGUAAAUACCCAAGCUAUAUAUAACUGUAGCCUUGGAGAUUUAUUUAUAUCUGGCAUUUACAAUGCAUUACACACCUAGAUAAAAAAAGAGAUUUAAAAUAUUUUCCUCAACAGUAUUUCUUUUCAACAUUCAAAAAGGAGCAGCAGGAGCAGACAGGUUAUUCUUGGCACAGGGAGCUGCUGGUUUGCUAACUCCUGGCAAUAAUUUAGAGAAAUUGAUGGCAGAAUUGGAAACAAGCUGUUGCUUCACUUUAAAAAUAGAAGUGCCUUGAAAAAACCAGCCGAUUUGCUGCUGCUGCUGUUCAAGAUACUUCCUACCUGCAUUUUAAUCUCGACAAAUGCUACAUCACAACUCUGAUCCGAAGUGUUUAUUAUAGUUUCACACUUUUAAAGAGAUUGGAUUUUCGCUAUUCAGUUUUUGUUCAUGCAUGCUUUUGCCAACACCCUGAUCUGCUCAAAUAGCUGGAGGUGGAUCUAGGGCUGCAUUUUUUAAAUUGAAAUUGCAAUCUGGCCCUCUGCAUUUUUUUAAAUUGCAGAAGGUGCAUAUUUUUUAUGGAACAUAUUUGCCAAGAUACCCUUUUACCUUUUUAGUAUUGUGCUGCAGCGCGGUCUAUCCCUUUCACAUCUAGUUUUUUUUAUUUAAGUUUGGGUAUUUUUGACACUUUUUAUUAACUCUAAUAACAUUCGGUUUAUAUUGUUUCCCCUACCAUGAUAUUAGUGGGGCGCCCCACCCCUUGAAGGACCAUAUAUAUACAGUGCCAGAUCACAACAGGAUUCCUUUUUAAGGUUAACUUUCCUAUAGAACAGAAAAUGACCUUUUACUGUAAUGCAGCCUUUAAAGCUAUGAAGAAACACUUACACAAUAGUAAUCCUCUAAAAGCUGAAGAUGGUAUCAUAUCCGGAUUUUGAUACAUUGCCCGGCCUUAUAUUGCAACCCCACAGAUGUCACCACUAUUAUCUCAGUUAUGGUUAAUAUCUCCAAAUCAAAGAGGGUAGCCUCUUUUGUAAAGUCUUCAUCAGUAACACGAUCUCGAGCCGCUCAGACAAGUUGAAAUGAUCCGUGUCGAGCAUUCGCAGUGAUCUGUGUAUUCAUCUGUGGUUUAAGGCGUUGAAAGAGGGGCGUCGUCUCAUCAACAGUGUGAACUCUUCACGGUUUCUCCAGUCUUGGUUUUCAUCCCUCUUUUACAGAUAAUAUCUUAGCAUUCCAUGUUCAAGCUGCUACCGUUGGUCUGGAAAGCUUUCCUGUUGGUCCGGACCUGUAUUGAGGGUUAAAUGUUGACCAGCCACUCUAGCAAUUGCUAGAGGACAGAUUUUGGUGCUCGCAUGUGCAUUUUCUCUGGCGUCCAUUGCCUCCCGGCGGUUUCUGUACAUAAGAAUGUAGUUUUAGCCAUUUUAUCCGGAUGAACGAGGGUUUAACAUUUGUGAAAAAGUAAAAGUGCAACAAUAAUCAUUUUUAAAAAGUACCGUGCUAUGGAAACAUCAGUAUGCUAACAUGCAAUGUAAAUAUAUAAUAUAUAUAUAAACUCUAAUUUAAAAUCUCUGGGGUUGUUUACCAUGUUUACUACUGUAAGGAUCCCCAUGUAACUACUCUAUGUACAUAUGAGUAAUUUAAAUGGCACAAAAAAUGUAAAAUAUCUGUUACCGUAUACCCAGAAUAUCUUGAUCCCGUAUAAAUAUAUUUAUUGUUUUUCGUAUUGCAUACAGAGGGGGCCUUUGCAUGUAGGUUUAGAUCAACAUGGAAUUUUUUCUGGAAAAGUCUGUUAAAAUGUGAAAUGAAUUCUUUUUUUUAUGCAUCUGAUUUCAACACAUAUUC
This is a messenger RNA of Pungitius pungitius (ninespine stickleback), 4011 nucleotides long. RefSeq names its product zinc finger protein 37. Gene Ontology annotation, biological process: regulation of transcription by RNA polymerase II. Bases 491 to 2122 code for a protein of 543 amino acids. Gene Ontology annotation, molecular function: RNA polymerase II cis-regulatory region sequence-specific DNA binding; DNA-binding transcription factor activity, RNA polymerase II-specific. The record is from RefSeq and is a predicted model, not a curated record. The transcript has 2 exons. Lineage: Eukaryota; Metazoa; Chordata; Actinopteri; Perciformes; Gasterosteidae.